AUGUCCGAGACCCCCGCCAACGACGAAUUGUCUGCUAACCGCAUCUCUUCAGUGCCGCCGAGCGCUUCCCACCAUUCCAGCUCGGAUUCAGGAAGCGAUUCCCCGGCUUCAUCACGUGGCCGCCAGCUCUGCCGCUCCGCACCUCGCAAAGCAAAAGCCAGAGUUUGCACACCAUCACCAGGUCCAGAAAGACGUCCAAACCCUUCUCCGGCUUCGUCUUACAUCUCCACACGCAACGCGAUCCCCGCCUUCCAUAAAUGGACCGUCCAGAGCCUACGACUGGCUCUAUCCAACGCGGACAUCCAUUUCAACAGGCGGAUGACCAAGGCGGAGCUUUACGGCCUCUACGCCUUCUCCCAGGCGGAUGCCACCUCUCCAAAGUCCGUUCCGCAAAAAACCACUGACAAGCCGGGCAUGGCUCGUGGUUCUCCUUAUUCCCGGCCCGGGCAAUCCACCUCCGCGGCUCAUCGCGGCCGCCCGUUGGCAAGUCGGAACAGCAGGCCAUCCGCGAGCUCGGGUAACGCCAUGGAUUUCCCGGACGCUAGGGACCCCCCAGUCGAGAGUUUCCAGCAACUCGUCCCUCUAGCAGUAGGCCAGCUCAAGGAUCUAGCCAACACUCCAGUCAUCAAGGCUAGCCGCCCAGGCGACUUAAGCUCACUAGCACCCGGAGCUCUGGUGCAUUAUUACCCAUUCCCCGCCCCAGGCUCUUGGCCCGCGGCGCCUCUGUCGACAACUAACGUGAGGCUGCCUCCACUGGUGAUGCAGGCACCGGGUCUCGGCCAUCACACAGACACCUUAGAAGCCGCCGCUAGCAUGAGCAUGCCUCUGCUAGCCGCUCAAGCGGCCGCCAUCCCCUCCCUUCUCUCUCUUCCACAGUCCAGAUUGCACUUCUCGUUUGCCACAGUGACAGCGAUGCCCGUGCCAAUAAACGCACUGGCUUUGGAACCACCUACAGUAUCGGGGAACAUCAGAGCUCAGAUUUUGACAGGUGCGGAUACAGACCUUUAUUUACUUCUCUCACCUUUAUCACCCCCGUCAACCGAGCGGCAGAUCACUUACGGCGAUCUAUCGCUCACCUUCAAAAAUCAGUCACCCAACCACACCCGGACUCUGUCAUUCCCUGAAUUCACUGUCGCCUUUUCCCGCUUCACCGACGUAAUCUGCACUGUGUUCCCUCAUAGGAGACGCGAGCUGAGCGAUUACCUCGCCAUCGUGGCAGAGCUCGCUCUCUCCUAUGGGGGUGCUAAAUUCAUUAUCGGCCCCUUCGACGCUCCCCCAUUUACAGCGUUUCGCAUCAGCCCCAUCGGCGUAGCGACAUGUAAAUUCUCCGGCAAAAAGCGCCUCAUAUUCGAUCUCUCGUCACCGCACUGCUCUGCCUUUCCAAGCAUCAACAGCCUCAUCCCGAUCGAGGAAUUUUCCCUGCACUAUCAUAACAUCGAUCAAGCCAUCACCUUAAUUAAACAUGCCAGGCGCGGCGCUUGGCUAGCCAAAGUCGACAUCACAUCCGCGUUUAAAGUCAUGCCCAUCCACCCAGACUUCUGGCACCUUUUCGGCAUCCGAUGGCGCAAUAAAUUUUACUUUUAUGUCCGUCUCACUUUUGGCUGCAGAAGCAGCCCAACAAUUUUCGACAUGUUGUCAGAAGCAAUUUGCUGGAUUCUCUCUAACAAUUAUGAAAUUCCCUACCUCAUCCACCUACUUGACAAUUUUUUAAUCAUCUCGUCUCCCGACUCGUUUCCGGCUGUGCAUCUAGCAAAAGUCCAGCAGGUUUUUGAAAAUCUCGGCGUUCCCCUCGCCCCAGACAAAACUUCAGGACCGAGCACGUCCAUCGAAUUUCUCGGAAUUAAAUUAGACUCGCUUAAUUUCCAGGCUUCUCUGCCAAAAGAGAAAAUCGAUUGAAUGAUCGUGAUCUCUUCCGCCCUAUUAGCUAAUCCCCGCUGCUUCAAACGCAAGCUCCUGUCUGUUCUCGGCCAUCUGAAUUUCACGAUGAGAAUAAUCCCGCAAGGCCGCCCGUUCGUUUCACACCUCCUCUCUCUCGCGUCCUCCGCACACGCUUUAGAGGACACGCUAUCCAUAUCCAGCCCCUGCCUUGACGAGCUGAGCUUAUGGAUAAAAUUCCUCAGACAAUGGAAUGGAUUGUCUUUUUUCUACAGUGACAUGGCCUCCUUCCCCACCGAUAUUCACCUGUUCACCGACGCCGCCCCUUCCGUCGGUUUUGGAGGCUUUUACCAAGGUCGUUGGUUCGCAUCCACUUGGCCCCCCCAGCUCUUAGAGAUUCCGCUGGCUUUAGCAUCUUCAGCACUUUUCGAGCUGUAUCCACUAGUCGUCGCAGCAUCCCUAUGGGGGAAAGAGUGGUCAGCUUCCAGUAUAAUCGUACAUUGUGAUAAUGAGGCAACUGUGCAUUGCAUUAACAUAGGCCGCUCCCACUCCCCCGCCUUAAUGCCUUUCCUCAGACGCCUCAUCUGGAUCUCAGCUUGUGACCAGUUCAUUCUAACAGCCAAACACAUUCCCGGAUCAAAAAAUCUGAUUGCUGACGCGCUUUCUCGUUUUGCCUUCCAGAAGUUCAGGCUGUUGGCGCCCGAAGCAGAUCCCUUGCCAACACCGGUACCUCCCUAUUCGGAGCUGAUAUUCCGGUAAACCACCCCCUAAAAACCCUCCUCGAUGCCUCUCUAAACUCCAUCAUCCAAGCCGUCUCCUCCAGGACCCUCCAAUCUUAUCUCACUGCAUAGAAAAGCUUCAAGUCUUUUCACCAGGCGUUCAACAUUCCCUUUCCCGAUUUUUCUAUCCUCACCAUCACCUCCUACAUCUCCUUCCUAAACUCUUCAAAAAACCUCCAAGCCAGCUCAAUUAAAGGUUACAUGAGUGGAGUCCAGUUCUUCCACAAACUCAUAUUCAACUCUCCAUCUGCAGCCAUAGCCAGCUCCCAAACAUCUAUGCUCAUCAAGGGCAUUCAAAGACCCAGCCCGCUCGCCCAGACGCCAGGCAACCUAUAACCUUGGAUAUACUGACUAGAUGCAUUUCUACCCUCCGUAAAGGAUAUCACUCCAAGCACGUUGAUCGCACAUUCGACACCAUGUUUAUCCUAGCACUCUUCGGCUUUCUAAGAUGUUCGGAAAUUUCUACCACAUUCAUCUUUAACCCCCUAAUCCAUUCAACGGUAUCGGACCUGUCAGUACUCGAUUCAGAGACGAUGUCAUUCUCCAUUAAACAAAGCAAGACGGACCAAACCAGGAGAGGACAUUUCAUCUACAUAUUCAACCUCCAGUCACCAAUUCAACCAGACCCUCCUAGCCUACCUUCACUUCAAGAAAUCCCAGACCAAAACCACAUUGGAUCCUCUCUUCGUCGACGAAUCCAACCGCCCAGCUACACGCUUCUGGUUCCAAAAGCACCUCAAAGCCGU
Triplophysa rosa is the source of this 3400-nucleotide messenger RNA. RefSeq lists its product as uncharacterized. Lineage: Eukaryota; Metazoa; Chordata; Actinopteri; Cypriniformes; Nemacheilidae. The transcript is spliced from 2 exons. The record is from RefSeq and is a predicted model, not a curated record.